Eublepharis macularius is the source of this 4003-nucleotide messenger RNA. RefSeq names its product solute carrier family 39 member 4 (gene SLC39A4). Gene Ontology annotation, biological process: zinc ion import across plasma membrane; intracellular zinc ion homeostasis. NCBI's taxonomy places the organism in Eukaryota, Metazoa, Chordata, Lepidosauria, Squamata, Eublepharidae. The record is from RefSeq and is a predicted model, not a curated record. The transcript has 12 exons. Gene Ontology annotation, cellular component: membrane. Gene Ontology annotation, molecular function: zinc ion transmembrane transporter activity. The coding region runs from base 497 to 2674 and encodes 725 amino acids.
GUGGCCUCUGUUACCACACUUUUUGAAAAAACCCGCGUCUUCUACAAACUGGGGAAGUUCAACCAUGGAGCCGCGAAGCGCUCCCGACGCCAGUUCCCGCAGCCUCCUGCGCCGGCGGCAGGGCAGGGCCGGGCCGGGCCGCUGAGCCAGUAGCAUCGCAGCGGGCUGGCCCCCUUCCCCGACACCACACCCUCAGGCCGCGGGGGCCGUGCGGCGGCCCCCGGGGGAGGAGGCGGCGGCCCGCCCGGCCCCGUCAUCGCCACCCCCGUGGUUGGGCAAGAGCGGAGCAUCCCCGGCGCUCCCGACGGGGCGUCUUCCUUCGCACGACGGGCCGCGCUCGACCACAAGCCUGCCGGACAGCCGCGCCGACACGCGCAAGCCCCGACGGCCAGCAGGCGCAGAGCCCACCCGGCGGUCGCGCACCCUUGCUGGGCAGCAGCAACAAGCACCACCGGAGCCGGCCCCUCGACGGUCCAAGCCCGCCAGCCAGCCAGCCAUGCUGCUCGCGUCGCUCCUUCUGCUCCUCCUGGCCGGGGCCGAGACGGCCGGGGCCGACCCGCGGGACGCCAGCCUGGAGCUGGAGCGGCUGCUGGCGUCGGGCGAAGGCGCUCUGCCGCGGAGCACCGUCGAAGCCCUGUUAAAUAUCGCCGCGGCUCGUGUGCAGUGCCCGGCCGGGCCGUGUGGAAAGUGCAUCUCUGCUGCAGAUAUUUUUGCACUCCUGGGGAAGAAACCACCUGCCGAUAAUGCCAAUCUCACGUCCUCAGAGAUGCUGCCCUUCUCUGCCGGCCUGGUGGUCUACUUCAGUGAUCCUGUGGGGGCCUGCCAGGAGGUGGCGGAGGGCCACUGGGUGGCUGAGGUCCAGGCUUUCCAGACCAGAUUCUUAGACAGCAACCCCGCUGGAGGACCAACGAAAGAGAAAGUGGCUGAGUUGAUGGGAACCAUCCAGAAAAAUGUCGUGAGCCAGACGUCCUGCGCAGGGGUGGCCCAGAUCGUUAAGAACAGUACAGCCAUCUCCCGCCGAGUGGCAUCUGAUCCAGCGGGGCAAGUCUUAGUAACCAUAGCCUACCAUGUGCUGAAGGGCGGCUGCUUCCAUGCUCUCCCUUCAGAGCGCUACUUUCUGGACUACAUCUAUUGGCGGUACGGCAACGAGACCCAAAACCUGACACUGGCAGACUUGACCAAAAUGAUGAGGCAGUUGGCUGUAGGGCCUGAGGCAUCCCAUGCGGACCAUGACCACAGCGAUUCGGAACACGACGGCCAUGCGCACGACGGCCAUGCGCACGACCACCCUGACGAGGGGGCGACACACAGUCAUCAGGACGGGCAUGAUCAUAGCGACCACGAGGACCAUCACCACGGCAACGAAACGGACCAUCACCACGGCAACGAAACGGACCAUCACCACGACCAUGAAACGGACCAUCACCAUGGCAACGAAACGGAUCACCACCAUGCUAAUGAAACAGUCCGUCACAGGCGAAGCAUGCCUAGUCCAGAAGCGCAGGAUGUCCACUAUCAAAUCUGGGACACGGUCUGCCUCAGCUCCAGCGACCUCUUUGAGAUCUACGGCAUUGAGGAUGGCGCAGGAGUAUCCCGCACGGAUUUCACUCGCCUGAGCCCAGCUCUGGUUCAGCAGCAGCUCAGCAAGGCCUGCUCUGCCUCUCGGGCUGCCUCUCCCGGUGGGCGCCUCUCUGAUGCAGAGCGGUACCUGUACGGCUCGCUGGCCACUCUGGUGAUCUGCUUGUGUGCCCUCUUUGGCAUCGUGGUCCUCCUGUGCACGGCUUGCAUCAGCACCUACCAGUAUGUGAUCCAGACUUUUGUCAGCUUGGCUGUGGGCUCGCUCACCGGAGACGCCAUGCUGCAUCUGAUCCCCACGUUCCUGGGCCUCCAUUCCCACGGCGAAGGCCACGCGCAUGAGCCCCACGGAGCCGAGGAUCAGAACAUGCUCUGGAAACUCCUGGCCGUGCUCGGCGGGUUCUACCUUUUUUUCCUCCUGGAGAAGUUCUUCAUCCUUGUGGGACACUCGGACUGUGAGGAGGAAUCCGAUUCUCACAAGGGACACCAGUGUGACCAUGGCAUGUCCCUGCAGCUGUACCAAGACGAGAUGAAGAGGAGGAAGCAAGAGAAAGGAGCUUCUCAUGCGGACCUGGUGGCUGCGGAGGAGGCCGAUUUCAACCCGAAGCGGAAGAAGGAGCGCACUCGGGAGAUGCGUAUGCUGCCGUACAUGAUCACCAUUGGGGACGGCAUCCACAACUUUGCUGACGGGCUGGCCAUCGGGGCUGCAUUCUCUUCCUCAUGGAAGACCGGACUGGGCACCUCGCUGGCAGUCUUGUGCCACGAAUUGCCACAUGAGCUAGGGGAUUUUGCUGCUCUGUUGCACGCAGGGCUGAGCGUCAAGCGGGCCCUGCUGCUGAAUUUCCUCAGUGCCCUGACAGCCUUCCUCGGCCUCUACAUUGCACUCUCCGUGUCCACCGGAGAGGAGUUCGAGGCCUGGAUCUUCACUGUAGCCACCGGCCUCUUCCUCUACGUGGCAUUGUGUGACAUGCUCCCGGCCUUAAUGAACGUGAAGGACAAGCGCCCUUGGCUGCUCUUUGCGCUGCAAAACCUCGGACUGUUGGCAGGAUGGGGCAUCCUGCUGCUACUCUCGCUGUUUGAGGAGAAUAUUACGCUGUGAUCACGCAAUGCCAAAAUGACGUUAGCCCCUCUUGCUGGUUCAGGAGGAAAGGCCUUUUGUGACCCCUUGUGGGAAUAAGUGGUUUGGGAGGGGCUUCACGAGAACAAGGGAGGUGCAGUAUUGGGAAGGGCAGAUGGAAGUUCUGCAGGCACGACAUACAGACUUCUGGAUCGGACACUGCGCACAAGUCAGGUGUACGCAACGAAGCAUGCAUGUGGUACACCCUUCAACAAAUGCACAAGUUGCCCCCUGCUAUUUAUUGUAUUUAUUUUGGCCCUUCCCAGACUUGCCUCUUGCUCAACCCCACUUUCAGGGACCCCAGCCCACAGAAACUGCUCAGAUGCACUUGACAGAAGCCCCCCAUUUCAAUCCUCAAAUGCUGGUUAUUUCGGUUCCUGCUCAUUGGCAGUGGCUAGGAACCCAUCAAGGUGUCGGUGAUUUCUGGAUGGGAGCAGCUCCUUCUCCCUCUUCCUGCUGCCCUACCGAGAGAAUCAUGCCAAGCAAACUACUUUUGCCUACCUCAGAGAUCCCCGCUGCAGCCUUCCUGUGCUCACGGGACCCCCACACACUCUCCUUAGGUGAGGGAAAGUAAGAUUGAGGACUGAUCUGCGGACACAGAGGAUAAAAUUGGAGAUUUAGCUGAUAGGAGGAGAUGUCAUGUUAAAAAGAGAGGCUUGCCAGAGCAUGGGGAAGGAGACGUUCUGGGUAUUGCCAGGUUGUCAGUAACUGAUAAUGCUGGCAGCUUAAGACUCCAGGUGUGCUGGCUUUCCACUUUACUCCGUUACAUUUGAGGAAUCCUGCUCGUCCUGUUUUCUGGAGGGUGGGAACAGCCUCCCAUCCCACUUCCAAGGAAGCCAGCACAAUAAGUUACUUUUGUACACUGAGAGAUCUUUCUUCAUCUCAGAUCUACCUGGAGCCCUGUCCGUAAAAUCACCCUGUAUCGCAGGUCUGGAUAUGGACUUCAGUAGUACACACUGUACAUGCUCUGAGGCACUCUGGUUCUACAACUGGGGCAUGGAAAACAGAUUCUGAGCCUUUGAGCCCAAGGAAGCCCCAACGAAGUACACCCUUCACCCCCCACUCAGUGCUUGUUGGCAUUCAGGGGUUUUUCUGGUUGCUUCCUGUCUGCACCCAGGUUCACAUUUUCCGAAAAGCAUUAUCUGCUGUCUAGCUGCAGGGGGUCUCCAUCCACCUAUCUUCCCUGCAUCAGUUGCUGUCACAAGCAGACAGUUGGUAGACUAAUGGGCAGUCCUCCAGUAUCUCUCUUGAGGGAGCCUUGUGUAUUAGGCGUCUGAUCUGAGAUAAAUAAAAUCUAGAUUUUAAACACUU